Molecule: messenger RNA, 1938 nt
Organism: Phycomyces blakesleeanus NRRL 1555(-)
Lineage: Eukaryota; Fungi; Mucoromycota; Mucoromycetes; Mucorales; Phycomycetaceae
Exons: 1
Coding region: 1-1938 (645 amino acids)
Molecular function (GO): protein binding
Source: RefSeq, a predicted model, not a curated record
AUGAGAUUCUCAGAACUACCGUUCGAAAUCCUUACGCAGAUUGCUGAUCAUCUAGCGGCAACGGAUUAUCUUUCUUGUGCUUUGGUGUGCAAGGGAUGGAGAUACUCAUUUCAAAAGGCUCUAUGGAGAGAUAUACAGAUUUAUACUUAUCACGGCAUGCAAAAACUUAUCGACAGUAUUAAUUCCUCCAAAGAUGUACCUACAGUACACGGCAGCUGGAUUCAUAGUCUACGCACAAAUACUUGUGACAAUAACCCAGACAUAACAGAGAUGCAAUUCUCUGAAUUAUUCAGACACCUACCGAACUUGAAGAGCCUAGAUUUACGGGAUAGAAGUUAUAAAGAUAUCUACACACCGAUAACAAGAUCAUACGAAAUAUGGAAAUCUCUGGAAGUUUUAAAAACACAAUCCAAAGGAACCAAGGAGAUACAGUCAGCAAAGAAUCUACUUGAACUUAUAAAUACAUGCAGCAUGCUCCAGGAAUUAGAAAUACUUAAGGAAGGAUCGGGCUAUCGCACGGAGUUUUGCAUAGACGACUUUGACAGCAUCCACCAAAACUUGCAAAACUUAUCGUCAAUCAGUGCUGGAAUAUACCUCAGUUCUGAAUUUUCUACUGCAUUGGACGCAAUUCCAAACACAACACCAGCUUUUACCAUGACAUCCCUAGAUAUAAAUUCAAAAAUAUAUAAACGUUUAAGGAGAAUGGGAGCUGACAACCGGAGUAACUGGAAUCCUUUGUGGCUGUACUAUUUUGGAUACAAGUAUCCAAACUUGCGUUCCCUAAAGCUCCAUGUCACAGAUACACGGCAUAAAACAAUAUAUUCGGACCAGAGGAAAGCAUUGGUAUCUCUUUUUCAAUCCAAUCCAAACGCAUUUCAGCAUGUAGAAUCAUUCGAACUUACGAACGACAAAUAUUUCGAACUUUUUGACUUUGUUUUAUGGGAAUUGUUUUAUGUAUUAAAAGUUCCUCUUAAGCAUUUGUCCUUGAAUGCAAGAAGCAGAGGUUUCCCUGACAACUCAUGCCCUAUGAGCCUCGACAGAAUCUUACAGUCCUUUUCUGAAACACUCAAGAGUCUUUCACUUUCAGGGUUUAUACUUGAAUCUGUGGGCCGAGCCAAAGGUCUAGAAUUAUCUUCUUACUAUCCUCUUUUGACAAACCUUUAUAUCAAUAGCAGAGUUGGGCAUCUUGAUCUGGAUGAUCUAUUGGAUAAACUUGUGGCCCUCAAAGAACUAAAGCUUUGUUGUGCAACAUUGCUUAAUAAUCCAAAAACGACAGCCGAUAAGUCAAAGCACCAGCACCAGCAGCAUCAUGAACUGGAAUUUUUGACGCUAGACAACUGCUCUGUACCUGCUGAAGUAUUUACUCCCCUCUCUUUCAGGUGCAGAAGUUUAAAACAUAUGACUCUGCAUGAUAUGUGGGUCACUGGAUCUAUUUGUGAAAAAACUGGAUGCUUGUUACUCGAUAUGCCACAUACUUUCCUAAAAACUCUGAACGUCUGCUAUGUUCAAUUCGGAGAAAGAUACACAUCUAUAAGUGAAGAUGAAGUUAUCAACAUGAUGCUACUCUCCCAAUUAAACGACGCUCCAUUAACAGACAAAAAUACCGACAGAGAACAAAAGGAGAUGAAUUCAAAGCACCCAACAGUAGCAAGUCAUAAUAUUGAUUGGCUCUUUACAUUUUCUUCCAGUGAGGAAUAUGAGGAAUACAUUACAGUAACUACAAAACUUUCAAAGGAAAGAGCCAAUAUCGUAUUUGAAUACUACCAAAACUUUCAGUCCAGAAAAACCGACCCAAUUUUAAAAGAUAAUAUUCCGUACAAUAGGAGAAAUCCAGAGACCGCCUGGGAAUACGAACUUUACAAAGGAUACGGCGAAUUGAGGGUUGGGAAUAUUGAAUCUUCUCCUGUUAUAUGUGUAGAAAAAUAUGUCGAAUAUUAG